Molecule: messenger RNA, 1971 nt
Organism: Coniophora puteana RWD-64-598 SS2
Lineage: Eukaryota; Fungi; Basidiomycota; Agaricomycetes; Boletales; Coniophoraceae
Exons: 11
Coding region: 1-1971 (656 amino acids)
Source: RefSeq, a predicted model, not a curated record
AUGACUGGUGGCCCAAACUUGACGCGCUUGACACGGUCACGUAAACACGCUUCUGGACAGCCUGAGGCCUCCAACGCUGAAGGAAAUGGGUCAGCACGUCCUCCGAGGUCCUCAAAGACACAAUGCCUUGAAAACCCACCUUGGUCGGAGAAGGCACCACCUCGCAAGAAGAAUGCCCAUGCCAUCAAGGAAUCGAAGCCUGUGACCAAGGCCGAGCUGACCGGCAAGAAAUCCGAGUCGUCAAGACCACCCAGUUCGGCGGCCGCCAAAAGAAAGCGAGCAGAGUCAGCAACCGCAGAAACGGCUGGUGGUGCUUCUACACCGUCUACGAAGCCUAGAAGUCAGCACAAGGCUUCAAAACGACCAAAGGUUGCACGUGCUACCCACAAACACCAGCCAGCUAAGAUAGACGUCGACAAAGAGGAAGAUCAGCACGUAUCAAAGCACGUCCAACAUGGCAAACAUGCCCGGCUUGCCAAUGGUGAUGACGAACUGACCUCCGAAGCUGAUGCUGACUCAGACACUGAGGCCAAUGAGAGUGACGAGGACAUAGUUGACAACAAGAAUGAGCUGGUACCUGCUCACCAGCUUAACAACGAGGUCGUCAAUAUCGUCCCAAAAAAGAUAGCCGCCAGAGCAGUGCAACGUACUGUCUCUACUACACGUAUGUCGACUGGAGGUGUGGCCGAGGACAAGGACAAGGGUGGUGGCGGUGCAGAAGAUGACGCAGAGGAGGGUGGCAGUGAUGCGCAAACUGCUGAUGAUGGUGCGUGCACCAACCGAAAGCUGCAUGGACGUCGUCUCGAGAAGCUUGUCAGUGAGCGUCCUCAGGUCACCACCGCUCGUCGCGAUAAGGGCACAUGGUCUCGCCCGUCUGAUGCAGUCCCCCCGGGACCUAGCCCCACUCCUAGCUCACAGGAGUCAAGCAGCACCAACGACAGUGCUGAUGGCGCUGAUGCUAAUGACAUCCCACAGCAGUGGUUGCCACGGACAGAGAUCAUUCUCGAACCACCCGGCAGUAGUCAGCGUGUUGCUCUCAAGAAGCAAAAUGCGGACAUGAAGAGGGUCUUGAAGGGAAGUUAUCAGCCUGCUAAGGAGUUCAUGCUCAUUGGCACAGAACCCUUUGACCCGGAGGUUGCCAAGGAUGAGGGUCUUUCUGCUGCUGACUUUGUAUUCUCGCCGUUCACAGCGCGUGGGCUCGAGUGCAUUGGCCAUCAGGGGCUCAUAUCUUCGGCGGAUGCACUUGGUUUCAGGGGCCGGGGAGACGUCCUCCACCGGCUCCAGAAUGGCCCCCCUUCCUACGUUGAUCCUCCCAGUGAAUUCACAGCAAAACGUCUGUCGACUGUUCGGUGCAAUAUCAAGAAGGCGGCCGGUGUUGCUGCUUCUCACGUUUUUGCGCUUCCUACCAUGACAAAGGAUGAGAUUUCGCAGCUCAUCUGGUCGCAAGGUUAUAUUUUUCCGAAGUCAAACACGCAACCCGGUAAUGUAGAUAAGUUCAAGCCGUUUGAGCACGAGGUCAUCUGGAGGACGGUUCAGGGCGCGUUUUUCUCCUCUCACGUUGGCGAGAACUCCCUUGGCUUUACGUUCUCUGACAAGCUUCGGUCGUCAAAUCCUUCCAAGCCACGGCGGCUUGAAGUCACCAUCUCCAUGGUUGCACUUGCCGCAGUCGCAGUGGCUGCUGCCCUCGAGGAUGCUGUCGAAAAGCUCAAGUGCCCAGAGGCGAAGCCUGCCGAAUUCGCCGGAAACUCAUUCCACUCGCUCCACCAGCAGCAAGUCAAGCUCUUGUCGGACCUACAGGCCAAGAAACCGACUAAGUUUCAUCGUGUCAUGCACACGAUUUUUCGCCUUGCAGUAGGCGGCUCUGACACCGACGACGAUGCUUCAGAAUCUUCAAACCCCUCGGCAACUCUGGCUCCACGUGGUGGGGACAUUCUCACCAUAGACGAGUGGGAUCAGAUGGACGAUGAGUAG